Molecule: messenger RNA, 1808 nt
Organism: Manis javanica (Malayan pangolin)
Lineage: Eukaryota; Metazoa; Chordata; Mammalia; Pholidota; Manidae
Gene: OSM
Product: oncostatin M
Biological process (GO): immune response; oncostatin-M-mediated signaling pathway
Cellular component (GO): extracellular region
Molecular function (GO): cytokine activity; oncostatin-M receptor binding
Source: RefSeq, a predicted model, not a curated record
GGGCAUAAAGUGGCUGCCAGCCCGCAGGGCUCCCAGGCAGGAGGUGUCACCCCCAGCGGGCACGGGCCGGAGCUCUGGCUCUCAACAUGCGGGCACAGUUUACUCGGAGGGCGCUGCUCAGUCAGGUCCUUGGGCUUCUGUUCCUGAGCACAGCGGCCCUGGGCAGCUGCUCGGACAAGUACCAAGAGCUCCUCGGGCAGCUCCGGAAUCAGGCGGACUUCAUGCAGCACACCAACACACUCCUGGACCCCUAUAUCCGUGUGCAAGGCCUGGAUGUGAGCGGGCUGAAAGAGCACUGCAAGGGGCACCCUGGGGCCUUCCCCAGCGAGGAUGCCCUGCGGAGGCUCAGCAAGCAGGGCUUCCUGAGGACCCUCAACGUCAUCCUGAGCCAUGUCCUGCACAGACUGACCACGUUACAGCAGGAGCUCCCCAAAGCCCAGGACUUGGAGAUGCUGGAUAGGGUGAAGCUGAACAUCCGCGGCUUCAGAAACAACCUCCACUGCAUGGCCCAGCUGCUCCCCAGCUCCUCCGACACGGCUGAGCCCCCGCAGGCAGGCCCGGGGGCCUCACCACCACCCACCCCGGCCACAGAUGCCUUCCAGCGCAAGCUGGAAGGCUGCAGGUUCCUGCAUGGCUACCACGGCUUCAUGCACUCCGUGCAACAGGUCUUGCAAGGGUGGGAGGAGAGCCCGAACAGGAGCCGGAGACACAGCCCCCGCCGGGCUCUGUGGAAGAGGGUCCGCAGGAUGGGACCUUCCAGGAGGGACAAAAGACUCAUGCCCAGGGGGCAGUUGCCUCGGUAGCCUCAGGGGUGCCCCUGGCAGAUGAAGGAUCAGCAGGUACUCUACAGGAUGGCAUCUCCCCAGGGCCACCCACUCCUAAAGAAGUGCACUUUAUGGGGUGGGAGCCAGGCAGGCCCCUCUACCUCCUCUGUGCUGGGGGGAUACGGUCACGCUGUUGACCCACCCGUUCUGAGCUCCCCAGUCCUUGCGGGGUGGCCAGGUCAGGCCAUGUGGGGCCACUUUCCGUUGAUUCAGGGGCCUGAUGACACGGGCUGACUCAUGGCCAGACUGACCAUCCCCCCCGUCCGCUCCCCAGAGGCCCGCCGGCCCUUCCCUCUCAUGACCCGCAGGGCCGUUGCCCCCAGACUUCCUCCUUUCCGUGGUGGCACGGUUCUGAGAGCGAGGUCAGGACCUGAGCGGGCCUCCUAGGCCUCAUAGCCAGACUCAGGCCAGGCCCCUGGACAUCUGGGUGAUCUCACUUUAGGCAGCUGUGACAGGGGCAGAGGGUCCUACAUGGGGUAUUGCUCUGGCGGCACCCAAAGAACAGAGCUCAGGUCCCAGGUUGGCUCCUAACUCCCUGUGUGGCCUCUGGACCCCAAUUUUCUCUGUGACCCUAUACUUCUCUGGACCCCAAUUUUCUCUGUGAAUCAAGGGGCUUGGGGACUGUGCAAAGCCCUCUCUGCCUGUCAGUUACUGGAACUCUGUGACAUAGGAUGGCUAUUAAAUUCUCCCCAUAAAUUGGGAUGCCAGGUGUAAAUGGACGCAGGUUCCCUAGACUUCCUAGUGCCUGAAGGGGCCAGCCUGGGCUCCGGGCUGCUGGCUGCUCCCCCUGGUGGUGUGUCGUGGAAUCGUCUCACACUGAAACCGUGGCCCUCCUGGAGGGGGCCCCAAAGGCUGCUGGGCCAGUUCCUUGUAGUGACAGGACUAAUUUAUUGACUUUUAUCAGUUUUUAUCUGUUUCUUAUUUAUAAGGCUUAUUUAUGAUGUGUAUUUAAUGUUAAUAUUAUGCCAACAUGUAUUUAAAGAC